CAUUAACAUAAUAUAUAAACACAAGCUUUCAUUGUGCUAUAUCUCAUUCUUGUGGCACAAGAAAGAGUUUAAGUAAUUUUUUGAGCUGAAAAACAAGAUGGGAUUUUGUAACCAAAAAAGGUAUGAAAUUUGGAAACCAUUCAUAGCUGUUGUGUUCUUGCAAUUUGGAUAUGCUGGUAUGGAUGUUCUAUCCAAAGUUGCACUUAACAAUGGAAUGAGCAAUUAUGUACUGGUCGUUUAUCGUCACGCCGUUGCCUUCAUUGUGAUUGUUCCUUUUGCGGUCAUCUUAGAAAAGAAAGUGAGGCCAAAAAUGACAUUAUCAAUCUUUAUGAAGCUAGUGAUUCUCAGUGUGCUAGAGCCAGUUAUUGAUCAAAAUUUAUAUUUUUUGGGAAUGAAGUAUACAACAGCUACUUUUGCGGUUGCUAUGUUCAAUGUUCUUCCAGCCAUUACCUUUGUGGUGGCUUGGAUUCUCAAACUUGAGAAGAUAAAAAUGAAGAGUAUUCAUAGUCAAGCAAAGAUUGUUGGGACAGUAGCCACUGUUGCAGGUGCUAUGCUUAUGACAUUGUUAAAAGGUCCAAUACUUAAUAUUUUUGGAAUACAUGGAAGCAAUGCCCAAAUUCAACAUAAUAAUGGUGCAAAUCUUCAACAUGCAAUAAAGGGAUCAAUUAUGAUCACAAUUGGUUGUUUUAGUUGUGCUUGUUUUAUGAUUCUCCAAGCUAUAACACUUGAAACCUAUCCUGCUGAGUUAUCUCUUACAGCAUGGAUAUGUCUAUUGGGAACAAUUGAAGGUGGAAUAGUAGCUUUGAUUAUGGAAAGGGGUGAACCUUCGGUUUGGUCUUUGAAUUGGGAUACAAAACUCUUGGCUGCAGUUUAUAGUGGUAUAGUUUGUUCAGGAAUGGCCUAUUACAUCCAAGGAGCAGUGAUGAGAUAUAGAGGUCCAGUCUUUGUAACAACUUUCAAUCCCCUUUGCAUGGUCAUUGUAGCUAUCAUGGGCUCUUUCUUUUUGGCCGAGAAAAUUUACCUCGGAAGGGUGAUUGGUGCCGUUGUGAUUAUUUUUGGAUUGUAUUUAGUGGUAUGGGGUAAAAGUAAAGACUAUGACACACCAACUCCAAAUAUUAUUGAAGAUGAAAAUUUAGCAGCUAAGCAAAUUACAGAGAUUAAUGACAAAGAGGAGCAUCCUAAUCAUGAGGUCAUGAUCACUAGCAAAACCUUUGGUGAAGGAAAUAACAUAGCAAGAGAUGAACAAGUGUGAGGAAAUUAAAAUUUCUCACUUUAAUUCAAUUAGGUGUCAAAAUGGCUAUUUAACAACAAUUAUAUAUAGGUUUUUGGUUGUUUGAUCUUUUGAUUAUGAAAAUGAAAUUGUAUGUAUGAUUUGUCAAUUAGACAACAAAAAUGCCAUAAAAAAUGUGGCAACUUUGAUAUAAGGUAUUCAUUUUAAAAUACUAAUGAUUCCAAAGGUUUGAGAUA
This is a messenger RNA of Trifolium pratense (red clover), 1467 nucleotides long. RefSeq names its product WAT1-related protein At2g37460-like. Gene Ontology annotation, cellular component: plasma membrane. The transcript has 7 exons. The coding region runs from base 98 to 1252 and encodes 384 amino acids. Gene Ontology annotation, molecular function: transmembrane transporter activity. The record is from RefSeq and is a predicted model, not a curated record. NCBI's taxonomy places the organism in Eukaryota, Viridiplantae, Streptophyta, Magnoliopsida, Fabales, Fabaceae.